This is a messenger RNA of Chondrus crispus (carragheen), 3038 nucleotides long. RefSeq lists its product as hypothetical. Gene Ontology annotation, cellular component: tRNA-splicing ligase complex; nucleus. NCBI's taxonomy places the organism in Eukaryota, Rhodophyta, Florideophyceae, Gigartinales, Gigartinaceae. The transcript is spliced from 5 exons. The coding region runs from base 1 to 2721 and encodes 906 amino acids. Gene Ontology annotation, biological process: tRNA splicing, via endonucleolytic cleavage and ligation. The record is from RefSeq and is a predicted model, not a curated record. Gene Ontology annotation, molecular function: RNA ligase (ATP) activity.
AUGAGAGGCGCCUGGGGAUGUAUCUCAGGUUCUGUCUUAUCGUUCCCCGUGCGCCCAGGGCAGCGGCGAAGGAGCUGCGAUUGCAACGCCAAGACUACAGACAGACUGCAGACUCUCCCCCUUUCACCACCAACUCGUCCCCCGUCCCAUUCUCCCCAUCGCCCCCAUUCCACCAUCCCUCCUCACCCUUUUCACGACGGACUCCCCACCCCCUGCCCCCAUCCCCGGCCUCUCCCCUUCGCACUACUACCCGCCCGUCUACACGCCCUCCUCCCCCGAUCUCACGCUCACGCUCACUCUCCAAACCUCCUACUCCUUCGCCACCGCGCUCCCCCCCCUCCCGCACUCGCACACCUGGUCCAUCGGCCCCGAAAGCCUAGUCCAUCUUCGCUACCGCCUGCUCGCCGUCGCGCUAGUCAGAGCCGCGGCCCACCCGGCGCACACGAUCUACGUCUCGCAAGUCGUGCCUCUCCCGGCGCAACCUUCCCACCUUGCCUACCUUCCCGACAGGCGCGAGGCGCGCCACCAGAUAGUCGCACAACCGCCCGCGCCGGCGCUCAACACGACGUCGCUGCCGAACGACGCGGCGAUCGCCGCGUCGCUCGGCGUGCGCGUCGCGCAGAGCUCGCUGCCCGUGUCCAUCGGCGUGACGGCCCGCGUCCCGGGCGCGCACGGCGUGCGCGUCGCCGUGCGUGUGGUCGAGCACGUCAGCGUCAAGGGCGAGGUCGUGGCGGGGAAGGCCGGGGCGGCGCUCGUGAUGGAGCAGCCGGUGGGGGGGCGGGGCGAGGUGGAGAUGAGGACGGAGCUGGUCGUGGACGAGGUUUACCCCGACGCGCAGCUGAGGAAGGUGGAGGUGGGGCACUUUGUCGAGGCGAAGGUGAUCGCUUGGAGCGAUUUGGGCGGGUGGCGAGAGGUAGCAGGGGACGCGUUGCAGGUGAGGGUGCCGUUGAUUGUGGUGCCGUUGAUUGUGGUGCCGCUGGGCGCAGUUGCUGGAUGAGCGUCGUUUUCAGAAACGGCCUUGCUGGACAUCUCCUUCCGAAUUACAGUACUUACAUAGUGAGUCGUGGGUACGUGUCCACGUGGUCGAUAAAGCAGGCCUUAGCAGCGACUACAGGUACCAACCCGAAAACCACCUGCCUCCAGUGUGUCAACCCACCCCUCCUUCAAGCCAUGGAGGUCGAAAAGCCUACCCCCAAGCCGCGCCGUCGCACCUACGAGGAAGAGUUGUCCUACCUUCGUCUUGUUGCCCCAUGCCGUUACGACAUCUCCAUCGGCUUCGUCCCCAACAUGCUUGCCCCAGGCACCUUUUACGUGAACGAAGUCCUCGCCCCGCUGGUCAAGGCCGAGCUUGAGCGCGCCGCCAAAAACCCGUCUCUCUCGGGCGGCUUUCUGCCCGCCGUCAAGCAAAUCGCCAACGUCUCCUCACUCCCGGGAAUCGUCGCACGCUCUAUCGCCAUGCCCGACGUCCAUUCAGGCUACGGCUUUGCCAUCGGGAACGUCGCGGCCUUCGAUAUGGACGACCCGCAAGCCGUUGUCUCGCCGGGUGGUGUGGGCUUUGACAUAAACUGCGGCGUCCGUCUGCUGCGCACCAAUCUCAUGGAGCAGGAUGUCCAGCCCGUCAAGGAUGUGCUCGCCCAGACGCUCUUCGACCACAUCCCUGUCGGCGUUGGUUCAAAAGGCAUCAUCCCGACGACCAUCCAGUCUCUCGAGGCCGCCCUGGAGCUCGGUAUGGAUUGGUCCCUGCGUGAGGGCUAUGCCUGGCCGGAGGACAAGGAGCACUGCGAGGAGAAUGGCCGCAUGCUCCAGGCAGACCCGUGCAAAGUGUCUGCACGUGCGAAGAAGCGCGGCUUGAGCCAGCUGGGCACGCUGGGCGCCGGCAAUCAUUACGCUGAGAUACAGAUUGUGGAUGAGAUCUUUGAUGAAACGGCGGCUGCGGCGAUGGGCGUCACUACUGUGGGACAAGUCGUCGUCAUGAUCCAUUCCGGGAGCAGGGGCUUAGGACAUCAGGUGGCUACGGAUGCUUUGCAGCAUAUGGAAAAGGCGAUGGCGAGGGAUGGAAUCGAGGUGAAUGAUAGGCAGCUCGCGUGUGCGAGGAUCGCGAGCAAGGAGGGGCAGGAUUAUUUGGCCGGGAUGGCAGCGGCGGCGAAUUUUGCCUGGGUCAACCGGAGCUCGAUGACGUUCUUGGCGAGACAGGCGUUUGCAAAGGUGUUUGGAAAGUCGCCGGCAGAGCUGGACAUGCACGUGAUCUACGACGUGAGCCACAACAUUGCCAAAGUGGAAACGCACAAUGUAGAUGGGAAGGUGAAGAAGUUGCUGGUGCAUCGUAAGGGGGCGACGCGGGCUUUUCCGCCGCACCAUCCGCUAGUGCCGUGCGACUACCAGAUGACGGGGCAACCCGUGCUGAUCGGAGGGACGAUGGGGACGUGCAGCUAUGUGUUGCUUGGGACCGAACAUGGGAUGAAAGAGACAUUUGGGUCGACGUGCCAUGGGGCGGGGCGGGCGCAGAGCCGGUCCGCUUGCCGGCGUCAGCUUAACUAUGAAGAAGUGUUGAACAACUUGGAGGGCAAGGGGAUUGCGAUUCGCGUCGCGUCGCCAAAGCUGGUCACUGAGGAGGCGCCAGAGAGUUACAAGGACGUAUCCGCGGUAGUGGACACAUGCGACCAAGCCGGGAUUUCGCGAAAGUGCCUUAAGCUGCGGCCGGUGGCCGUCAUUAAAGGCUAGCGCGGCGAAGGCCACGCGGCCAAGGGAGAAGCGUACAGUUUGUCUUCUAGCGAGCGACUCAUAAUUUAUGUGUGUGUUAACUCAAUAAUCAAAACGUGUUAGUACUGGCAUAGCGCCCUACAGUAGCGAUCCUCGCAUCGUACACAUCAUUCCGACGGAAGCUUUCCCAGCACCUCGCGCCCGUCCCCUCUCCCCACGCACGCCUGUGAAUUCCGUCUCACGAUGCUCUCUACCGACUCCGAAUGGCGGCGCUCAAACGACUCGAGAAGGCGCGUCUUGGACCUUGCCAAGCGGUCCCUCUCCGCCCUGCCCUCGCC